Messenger RNA from Toxoplasma gondii ME49, 2103 nucleotides. RefSeq lists its product as hypothetical. The record is from RefSeq and is a predicted model, not a curated record. NCBI's taxonomy places the organism in Eukaryota, Apicomplexa, Conoidasida, Eucoccidiorida, Sarcocystidae. Gene Ontology annotation, molecular function: protein-folding chaperone binding; dynein intermediate chain binding. The transcript has 3 exons. The coding region runs from base 457 to 1029 and encodes 190 amino acids. Gene Ontology annotation, biological process: axonemal dynein complex assembly. Gene Ontology annotation, cellular component: cytoplasm.
CACGGCGGGUGAAAAAGCUUACUGGCAUCUGAUGUGCCUUUCGACGAAGCAGUCAGUGACCCUGAAUGCCGGCCGGCUUCUGUGUGGUCGCAUGUUUGUGUUGAGCAGAACGCUCGCUUCUCUCGCUCGUGAAAAGCUGUUAAACGCAUCGUUCUGUAUCUGAUCCUGCUUGAAAGACUGCCGCUGACCUCGUCGUUUACUCGCACGGUGCCUCACCCGAAAAAAACUGUUUUUAGUGAGUUGCGUGGUGAAGACUACACACGAAAACGCGCGCGAGGUCUGUCAGAAAGCGUUUGUGAAGUCUUGAGAGGCACAGGGUGCAACCUAACUGUCUCUGUCCUCAGCACGAACGCUCUGCCACUGGCGACUUUAUGAGUCGAUCUAGGUUGCACGCAUUACACCACUCCUGCCUGAACAAAGCCUGACAAAAAUCCCGAAAAGAGACCCGAAACAGAGAUGGCGCAGUCCGCGCACUUUCGCGGGCCGUUUGAUCCUCUAGGGGCCGAUAGCGUGAUCGCUUUGUGUAAGCUUCUGAAUCCAGAAGACGAAGAAGAUGUGCAUGUCACUGACAGAACAGUGCAGCGUGCCCAUAUGGGCCCCGGAGAUCUGCACGAGCGAAACAAACCGCGAGCGAAGCCAAACGUGAAAGUGGAAGCGAAGCUGAAAAGGUCGCGUGGAGCAAGCGGAAACAAGGAAUCAAGUACCUUGAGUAGUAACACAGAGGCAGGUUCGGGCAGUGACCCUCGUGUCAUGCCGGACUACGAGAUACUCCACCAGCAGACUGUCGGGUCUGAGGACGUUUUUCUCGGCAUGAGCGGCAAAGAUCCAUCCUCGGAUCACUGCGACAAACUGGUAGCCAAGGUACGACGGUAUUUCUGUGAACGCUCAAACAUCACUAGCGUUUAUCAAGAAACAAGAAGCAGCCCACUUGGCUCCUGGUGCGAUGUGCAUCGCUGUCGAUCCCAGGUGAAGCUUCCGCACACAGAGCUGAAGGCAAUUACGUUGAAGGUGAGUCAAGGCGACUUCUGAAAGUGGGAGACAUAGCGCGAGCUGAACCAUGUAAUUGCGAAAGUCGUUUCUGCACACAUUUCCCGUGUUUCCAGUUGACGCCUUCGGGGCGCUCUGUCCUUCAAUGCUCCCGUCGGUGACUGACAAUGUAGCGCUUUGUUUCUAGAAUCUCUUCCCCUCUUCUAAAGAACGUCUCUUCAGUCCUUCAUCUUUUAUGCAGGUCGAAGAUGAUAGGCUGUUGGUGGAAACACCGACGCAUCGGCUUGACCUGCCCAUGUCGUACCCAGGUAUGGAAGUCUUGUACGCAGGUCCUAGCUGCCGAAACAUUCUGCUGUCGAGUUCAAAAAAUUAACACGGGAGGUGGAAAAACGUUGAAUCUGUCGCCGCAAAAUACAGGCGCCCUGGUGUUCCUUUUACAGUUCAUGCAGAUCAGAGCAAGGCCCAAUGGAGUGCAGAACUGAAACUCCUUUCCAUUACCGUGAGUCCUACGGGAAUCGAUACCUCCAAGGUUGCAGACAGGAAUGCCAGCAGAAACGCAGAGGAAAGACGGACACUUGCAUAGAAGACAUUUCACUAAGGAGUUGAGUGUAAGGCCGGUGAUCCACUGAGAAAUGAAGACUUCAUGUGGAUCUCUUCCCCACCUGAACAGCAGUCGACACACUUCCCUCGUCUCACAGGAAACCACCACAAGCGCGGGAUGGUGAACUUCCUCUCCACGUCAUUUCUCCUUUGAAACGUGCGGCUGGCCUUGUAACUGACCGUUUCCAGCGAUCAGCUGUGGACAAAUCGUCAGCGUUCUUUGUUUCUCUCAUGCAGAUGCCCAUCAAACGAGACAUUCAGUAUGUACAAAUGUGAACCACCGCCGUCAUGAUCUCGCGUACGGCUAAUAAAAAAGCGCAGAUCCACCCCCUUCCCCACCGAAUCGUCGGGUUAAAUCAACUGUUAUCGGACUAUCCAGACGUUAAGGCGGAGGCUGUUGAACGUCUGCUCUCUUGAACAUCUAAAAUACACGAACUGAUCCGGAAAACAAGGCUUUUUAGGACUGCCGACGUCAAGUGAGAGGAUUACACGACACCCCCAACAGCUAGCUGUUCA